Molecule: messenger RNA, 384 nt
Organism: Ambispora gerdemannii
Lineage: Eukaryota; Fungi; Glomeromycota; Glomeromycetes; Archaeosporales; Ambisporaceae
Source: the annotation of a GenBank genome assembly
AUGCUCACUUUUAAUUAUUUUAUAAAAAAGGCUUCGACGCCAAUUUUAGUUGGAUUAGGUGUCACGAUAGCUGCCCUGACUGGUCGACAAUUGGUGAAAAAAUUUCCACAAAUUGCAAAGAAUGUUCAAAAUCCGUUUUCAUAUAUAAAAUCAUCGCCUGUGGUUAUGCACAAACAGUAUAUGGGUGGAUUCGAACAAAAAGUCGAUAAAAAGGAAGCGUUGCUUAUCUUGGGUUUAAGGCCUAAUGGUCUUAAUAGAAACAAAAUUAAAGAUGCGCACCGUAAGGUUAUGGUGGCUAAUCAUCCUGAUCUUAAUGGAUCUCCUUAUAUUGCAUCGAAGAUCAACGAAGCAAAAGAAUGUCUCGAAAAAACUGUCAGAUCAUGA